Erpetoichthys calabaricus (reedfish) is the source of this 2002-nucleotide messenger RNA. Its product is annotated as zinc finger protein 664-like. The record is from RefSeq and is a predicted model, not a curated record. Bases 226 to 1701 code for a protein of 491 amino acids. Gene Ontology annotation, molecular function: RNA polymerase II cis-regulatory region sequence-specific DNA binding; DNA-binding transcription factor activity, RNA polymerase II-specific. NCBI's taxonomy places the organism in Eukaryota, Metazoa, Chordata, Cladistia, Polypteriformes, Polypteridae. The transcript is spliced from 3 exons. Gene Ontology annotation, biological process: regulation of DNA-templated transcription.
GGUGCCUGGAGUACUCGAAGGGAGCGUGCGAGUGACGAGUUCCUUUCGGUGUUGUUUGAUUCUGCGAGCGCGCCUUUUGAUGGAGAGCAACUCGCAUAACUGGCACGUGUUCAGAUUUUUCAGCACAUCCGACAGAGACGUGAGGACUACAGACCCAAAGAGGGAAUAGUAGAACAACAGCGCAGUCAAGGAGAAAAGGAGACUGCUGUGUUUAAUGUAGAUACUAUGGAACAAGUGGUGGCCGCGAUCAAGAAAGAGGAUUGUGAAGAGGAGUCUCUCCCUGUUUCACAGCAGCCCCUAAGCGUUAAGCAAGAAGCUUUUGAAGAUGGGGAUGCUAAUUUAAUAAGCAAGGAUUUUGAAGACAGAACUGUCAGCUGCAAAGUGGAGGAUUUUGAACUGGUGCCCAAGAGCUUUGAAAGUGUAAGUCAUGAAGCUGUACGUACCCUCAAGGAAGACUGCCAUACACACCGGUCAUUCCCAGUAGACCAAUGUGCUGAAGUGAAAAAGGAGAUGAGUGAGUCAGAGUCCAUUCAGAUGGGAGAGUGGUCUCCUCAUGUGCAGUUUGUCCACAUAACACCUGCAAAAACAGAGUAUGAAGACAAGUUGAUCAGAGGUACACUCAAUGAAACUGAAGCAAAAGAAGAAGACCCGUCAUGUGCUGGACACAGAGAAAUAUCAUCUCAACAUCCUAAAUAUUCAAGGAAACAAAAAUAUGUGUCAGAAACAAAGGAUUUAAACUCUAAAGAAAGUUUUUCAAAUACUGGUUGUGUUACGAAGCAUAAGAAGUGCAGGGGAUCAUCAGAUGGAGCCAGUCUUCAGAGGUGCACAAAGGCUCACACUGAAGAGAAACAAUAUUGCUGUUCUGAAUGUGGCAAACAAUUCUCAUACAUAAGCCGCCUUAAAGUACAUAUGAAGAUUCACACUGGUGAAAAGCCGUACUUUUGUUCUUUGUGUGGGAAACGAUUCUCUCAGAAAAUCAAUCUUCAAAUGCACUGGAGAAUUCACACAGGGGAAAAACCACAUUGCUGUUCUGAGUGCGGCAAAAAAUUCUCAUGCAUAAGCUCUUAUUACAGACACAUAAAAAUCCAUACUGGGGAAAAGCCUCACCUCUGUUUAGAAUGUGGCAAACGAUUCUUGUGUAGAAGCCAUCUUCAGUCACAUAUGAAAAUUCACACUGGAGAAAAGCCACACUGCUGUCUUGAAUGUGGAAAGAAAUUUGCACAUAAAAGCUAUCUUCAGAUGCACAGUAAAAUGCACACUGGAGAAAAGCCACACUGCUGUUCUGAAUGUGGCAAGAGAUUUUUGUCCCGAAGCCAGGUUCAGACACACAUGAGAAUGCACACUGGUGAGAAGCCUCAUUGCUGUUCUGAAUGUGGAAAACGUUAUUCUGGAAUAGGCACUCUUCAGCAUCACAUGUGGGUUCACACUGCAGUGAAGCCCUACUGCUGUUCAGAAUGUGGCAAAAAAUUCUCAGCCAUGAGCAGUGUUCGGGUGCAUAUGAAAAUUCACACCGGUGAGAAGCCUCAUUCCUGUUCCGAAUGUGGUAAGCAAUUCUCGAGUAGAAGCAAUUACAAGACGCAUCUGAAAAUUCACACUGGUGAGAAGGCUCAUUGCUGUUCUGAAUGUGGCAAACAAUUCACAAAGAAAUACAAUCUUGAUAGGCAUAGGAAGGUCCACAAUGAAGAUACAGACCCAUCUUGAUAUCCCACCAGUCCCCAUAACCGCAUGUGAAUUAUAAACUGAAGCUUUACUUGGAACCAUGAAGAUAUGACAUCAAACCCUUGGUGCAAAGAAAGACAUUUACAGAAGUAUAAUAUUAUGUCAGUAACCAAAGAGUGAGGUACCCUCCUGUUUUAAUAAUAUGCACAAAAAAUAAUUUUGUGAAAUGAAUCCCCAAACAUCAUGAUUGAUGUUUAUGGUUGAUUUUUUGCAUUUUCCUAGACUUAUUCUGGGUUUCCUUGAUAUGCAAAUAUAAUUUUAUUUAUUUAUUUUUUGGGCUAUC